Molecule: messenger RNA, 3341 nt
Organism: Microplitis mediator
Lineage: Eukaryota; Metazoa; Arthropoda; Insecta; Hymenoptera; Braconidae
Exons: 4
Coding region: 112-675 (187 amino acids)
Source: RefSeq, a predicted model, not a curated record
ACUGGCCGUUGAUUUUCGCGGUCGAAGACUUCAGUAUUCAACGUUAAGCGCAGUGCUACGCGUGCUACCAGUGUUUCUUCUAUUGUUAUUAUCAAUCUUUUGCUUAAGAAGAUGGCAUCAUCUGAGAAUUUCGAAACAAAUUUGAAAAUCGUUUUUCAAACCUUUGGAGACGGCUUUACUAACCCAGAUUCUAUUAUCAAAAAAAUCGAUGACACCACCAUUGAACGGGGUAGGAUGCGUCUCACCGUCACAAAAAUUACGACGUCACCCAAAGAGACUUUCGAAUUUUUAAAAUCAGAGGUGAAAGAUGAGUCAAUUGAGGAGUCGGCUCCAUUCAUUCUCUUAUUUGGGCGCAGUGGGUCGAGGAAGUCUUCCACCGUUUUUGGGCGAGACGGAUGUGAUUUUCCUGGACUUGCCCGGUCAUGGUUCCCUGCUGGCACUAAUAUUGAAAUAAGAAUGAUGGAGUUCAAAGACGGCGUUUUUUUCGAUUUGGUCAAAAUGUGGAAUGAUGGUGAUCGCAUGGGAUCCAAGGACAGAAUUACGAAUCCGUGCUGGACCAGCUUGAACAACAUUAAACAUCUGCUGUCAUUCCAAUCCCUCGCAGCAACGGCGAAUAAUAAACAAUCGUCGCGCGGAUUUAUUUGGCUGGAGUUCGUUGCCUUUGACAAAUUAUGAACAAGCAAUUCUGUCGACCCCAAUUUAUCACGUUUCGUUAUCAACCCUAAUCUUGAGAUAAAUCGAUCACGGAAUCAAGAUAUUCUUGGGGAGGAGUUUAGGUUUUGAAUAGGAGCUUCAUAAAAUCCAUUCUCAAUGAGUAUCUACGUUAAAAAAGGAAUAUACAUUAGGGUGGGUUGAAAAAAAACUUUUUUUUUGUUUUUCUUAGCAUGGGGGUAGAAUUUGUACCUUAUAAAAAAAAAAAAAGUUUUAAGAAAAAAAAAAUUUUUUUACUCAACAUUUUGGGGUGGCCCACUCGUUUUUAAAAUAAAUAAUUGAUCAAACGGGGUAGUCCCAACGAAAAAAAUUACAUGGUGUUCUAGAAUCUGUAGGGUGUCCCCUUGAAAGUUAAUUGAAAGUCAGAAGUUGAAAAAAUUUUUUUCCUAUUAUUUUUGUAAUUUAAGAAAAAAAUCCAAAAAUGAAAAGCAUUUUCUUUUGAAUUAAAAUGAAAAUGAAGUAAAAAAAAAUCACAUUCGACAAUUAUUAGAUGUUUUCCACGAUUUUGGACAAAAAAAAAUUUUUUUCGUUGGAACUACCCCGUUUAAUCAAUUAUUUAUUUUAAAAACGAGUGGGCCACGUCAAAAUGUUGAGUAAAAAAAUUUUUUUUUUCUUGAAAAUUUUUUUUUUUUAUAAGGUACAAAUUCUACCCCCAUGCUAAGAAAAACAAAAAAAAAGUUUUUUUUUCAACCCACCCUAAUAUACAUGCCAAAUUUCAAGUCAAUAGAACCUGUAGUUUCGGAGAUCUCGUAAUGAAUGACGGGUAUUUCGCUUAUAUAUAUAUAUAUUAGGGUGGCGCAAAAAAACCGACUAUUUUUUUUUUCCAUCUCGCAUGAAAAUUUUUUGGUUUACGAUGUUUUAAGAAGCCUCUCCACAAAUCAGCUCGAUAAAAAAUUUUUAAGAGGUCGCUCACGAAUUUUAAAAAUAUCAGAAAUGAUCGAAAUUCGGAUUUUUAUUGAAAAAUUUUUUUUUUUUUCGUGGCAGCAAUAGUUUAUAUUUGUGAAAUCAUGACUAUGCUGAAAAUUUCAGCCCAAAAUUUAAAUAUUUAAACGGCGCUCAAGAAUUUCGAAUGUUUCCGAGCGCAGUCUCUUGGACGUUUUUGAGCAACCCUUAAAUAUUAAUAAUGAAGCUUCUCGAUUUUUUCACCAUCAAUUUGCAUGACAAUGAAUGAAAAUAUAACCCGAGAAAUAGAAAUAAUAAGUUAUUUACAUACUUUUUUAUUUUUUAAUCCAAUUUGUAGGUUUUUUUGCUUAUUCAAAACUGACCGAAUUUCAUUGUUUAAGACUGUUCUGGAUAUUUUUGGUUAUGCAAAAGUUAUAUUUAAGUGAAAUGACAAUAAUUGAGUUAUAAAAACUAAUUCAAACUAUUAGUUACAUAUUAUCAGUUAAUAUUCGAAAUUCUUGAGCGCCGUUUAAAUAUUUAAAAUUUAGGCUGAAAUUUUCAGCAUAGUCAUGAUUUCACAAAUAUAAACUAUUGCUGCCACGAGAAAAAAAACAUUUUUUAAUAAAAAUCCGAAUUUCGAUCAUUUGUGAUAUUUUCAAAAUUCGUGAGCAACCUCUUAAAAAUUUUUUAUUGAGCUGAUUUGUGGAGAGGCUUCUUAAAACAUUGUAAACCAACAAAUUUUCAUGCGAGAUGGAAAAAAAAAAAUAGUCGGAUUUUUUGCGCCACCCUAAUAUAUAUAUUAGAUCGAUUAAAAAAAAAUCGAGUAAUUUUUUUAUCAAGAACACACACUCAAAAGUUUCAGUAGAAUAAAAGAAGACGCCAGUUAAAAUUUGAGCCCUUAACAUUAAUAUUAACCCUUUAGAGUCUGACCUUGAAAUCCCACUCUUCGAACUGGCGGAGCCCGAUAGAAUUAGAAAGAGCGCGAAGCAAAUGUGACAGGGCCGUAUUAUAAGAGAAAAAAUUUCACCUAAGCGGGAAUUAAAAAUUAUUUUAUUUUUUAUUUUUAAUUUAUUAAAUAAUAAAUAUCAAAGGACUUAAAUACAAAGUAAGAACAACAUUUGGUUUCAUUAUAAAUAUAAUUAAGUAAUAUUGCAAUUACCUAAAAAUGUAUCAAAUUUUUUUAAUUUUUCUAACCUUACUUUCGGAGACUAUUUCCGCACGUCAACAAUACUAACUACGGCACUGUCGAUGAACGCAGCGCGAGAUUCAAACGAGUGGAAGGGUACUCACAGGCACACUACUACUCUCACAUGUCACUCAUACAUGCUCACGGGACUCUACGAUUCGCGCUCUCCCCACUAGUCUCACACAGAGACGUUUCGAGAUCCUCUGACUCUAAAGGGUUAAUUUAUAAUAAUAAAAUUAAAAUUUAACACAAAAAAAUAAUAUAAUUUUAAGUUUAAUAAUUUGGCGCAGUCUUUUAAUGCGUUGAUGACAAUUGCAUUUGAAAUAAAAUAAAAUACAUAUAUAUAUAGCAAUUGACAAUUUCAUCAUUAUCGAUUUAUCGAAAAUAUUAAAAUUUUAUUCUACUAAUUUUUGAUUAAUAAAAUAUUUUUUUUUUGUCACUCUAAUAAUUAAAUUUUUUUUCAAGAAAUUGUUAAUGUAAAUAUAAAUAAUCUUGAAAAAUGUAUGAAAUAAUUAUGUAUUAAAUGUAUUAGAGUGAACUUUUACUUUCAUAAACACAUGAA